UUGCUUUCACGACAACGCCUGAAGUGUCUCCGUCCCAAUCCAACAACCACACCCGCUGCAAAUGUCGUAGCGAUCUAUGAAGAUCCAUAAACCCCUUGUCGGCCAAUUUCUUGUCCCCAACGCCUCUUCACCUUGUGAUUGAUUGAUUGAGAGAGAGAAAGAGAGAGAGGAUGGUGGUGAGGGGGAACGAGGUGUUGCGGGCGCACCUGGGGAUGGCGCUGGUGCAGAUGGCGAACGGCGGCUACCACGUCCUGACCAAGUCCGUGCUCAACGUCGGCAUGAACGAGGUGGUCUUCUGCGUCUACCGCGACCUCCUCGCCAUCUCCAUCCUCGGCCCCUGCGCCCUCCUCCAACACCGCAGAAGCGUCCGACUUCAACUAACUCAGCGCCUCUUAGCAUCAUUUUUUCUUCUUGGUUUCACUGGGAUAUUUGCAAACCAGCUUCUAUUUCUUCUUGGCCUAAGCUACACAAACCCAACAUAUGCAGCAGCUAUUCAGCCUUCAAUACCAGUCUUUACAUUCAUCUUGGCUGUAGUACUGGGUGUUGAGACAAUAAACUUGGAUGCAAACGAAGGUCGUAUGAAGGUUGUGGGGACGCUUGUUUGCGUUUCUGGUGCAAUACUAAUGGUCCUUUAUCGAGGUCCAGCUGUUGUUGGAUCCAAUAUCGUUGACCUAUCUUAUUAUAGUGUGGGAACCAUGAAACCUCAAUCUCAAUCGGCUGGAUGGUUAGCAUCUUUUCUCACUGGAUUUGGACUUGAGAAGUGGCAUAUCGGUGUUUUGUGCUUGAUAGGGAACUGCUUCUGCAUGGCUGCCUAUUUUGUUAUGCAGGCUCCAGUGCUGACAAAGUAUCCUGCCAGUUUAUCUUUGACGGCAUAUUCAUACUCUUUCGGGGCUCUGAUGAUGGUAUUGACUGGAAUAUUUACCACCAAUGGUUACACAGAGUGGCUGUUGACACCACCGGAGAUAAUUGCUGUCUUAUAUGCAGGAAUUGUUGCAUCUGCGAUGAACUAUGGGAUAAUGACAUGGUCCAACAAAAUUCUAGGGCCUUCAAUGGUAUCCCUGUACAAUCCUCUUCAACCCGCAUCAUCCAGUGUAUUGUCAAUGAUCUUCCUCGGAAGCUCCAUUUAUCUUGGAAGCAUUGUAGGAGGGAUUUUCAUCGUUAUCGGCUUAUACUUGGUAACUUGGGCACGCUUUAAGGAGACUGAAUCAGCCAUAUGUGGAUGCCAUGAACAUGCAACUCAUCUCGAAAAUGUCUCCCUUAUGAAGAAAGCCGACACUUCAUCUAGCUUUUCGGUGAUUCCUUAGGCCGAGGCUUCAUUGCCUCAUGAAUCAUUAUUAGUUGUUCGUGGCAGCUUCCUUCCUAAAUUGAUUUUGAUAGAGAACAACAUCAAAUGCAAGAGUCUUCUUUUUUUUUUUUUCUGUAGAGUUUAUUGCUUGUAGAAAUAGAAAUUGUGGCUAGUCCUUGUUUGGCUACCAUACCA
This is a messenger RNA of Musa acuminata subsp. malaccensis (wild Malaysian banana), 1480 nucleotides long. RefSeq names its product WAT1-related protein At4g19185. Gene Ontology annotation, cellular component: plasma membrane. Gene Ontology annotation, molecular function: transmembrane transporter activity. NCBI's taxonomy places the organism in Eukaryota, Viridiplantae, Streptophyta, Magnoliopsida, Zingiberales, Musaceae. The record is from RefSeq and is a predicted model, not a curated record.